AUGAAAGAAGUGCGAGACUUCACCUUCCAGCUCAUCGGUGUGGUUGUAGCGGAAGUAGCUGAGAGGCCUUGCAGUUUGUCUUUGCUGUCACCUGCUCCGUUACAAACCGUCCUUCCAGCUGCAUUUGCCGGAGCUACUUCCAACAAAGCAGCCUGGAUGGCCUCACAGGGCUUAUCAGCCGGGCCCUUCGCUUAUCUCGCACUGCUAUUCUACGGGGUCACUAUUCUGAAUGUUCUGCUUCGACGUCUCGGCUUCGUCACUGGUCUUAUCGGGCCCUUCCGAAGCGUGAGCGGCGAAUUGGCAACUCAGUCUUCAACACCAUCCUCCAAGGUGUAG
Messenger RNA from Exophiala spinifera, 336 nucleotides. RefSeq lists its product as uncharacterized. The coding region runs from base 1 to 336 and encodes 111 amino acids. The record is from RefSeq and is a predicted model, not a curated record. The transcript is spliced from 2 exons. Lineage: Eukaryota; Fungi; Ascomycota; Eurotiomycetes; Chaetothyriales; Herpotrichiellaceae.